Molecule: messenger RNA, 380 nt
Organism: Pteronotus mesoamericanus
Lineage: Eukaryota; Metazoa; Chordata; Mammalia; Chiroptera; Mormoopidae
Product: histone H2B type 2-K1
Exons: 2
Coding region: 13-378 (121 amino acids)
Cellular component (GO): nucleosome
Molecular function (GO): DNA binding; structural constituent of chromatin; protein heterodimerization activity
Source: RefSeq, a predicted model, not a curated record
AGGAGGAGGAGGAUGGGCAAGGGGCAUGGACAGCAGCCGCCUGGGGCCCGAAAGGGCCGUCACUCCAGAGACAAGAAGUCCAGAAAGCGUAGCCGGCGCAAAGAAACCUACUCGAUAUAUAUCUACAAGGUGCUGAAGCAGGUGCACCCUGACCUCGGCAUCUCUUCCAAGGCCAUGAGCAUCAUGAACUCGUUUGUGAAUGAUGUGUUUGAGCGCCUGGCCGGCGAGGCCGCCCGGCUGGCCCAGUACUCGGGCCGAACCACACUGACGUCCCGGGAAGUCCAGACGGCCGUGCGCCUGCUGCUGCCCGGGGAGCUGGCCAAGCACGCCGUGUCCGAGGGCACCAAGGCCGUCACCAAGUACACCAGUGCCAAGUGACC